GUCAGAGAGGCUAAAAGGUCCACCGGACACUCUGUCUAUCCCCGUCUCUACUUUAGAAACACCCCUUUAGCAUUGAUGCCCACCUCCUCUUGACAACUCAUCCCACCUGAGAUCUCCACCCACACUCCCACAUUAUCUCAUACCUAUGUCUUUGCGACAAGUGGACAGAGGUGGCAAGCGAGCGCAGCUGAGUUGACUUUACCAACCCAGUUCACGGCUUGGUAAAGAUCCGUUGAGUGGAUUCGUCUGUUGACGUUCUGAAAUCCUGUUUUGUCUUUGAACUGACUCUCUGAGUGUUUUUGGUCAGCCGAGUUAGCUGACUACAAAAGGGAGAUCUUUCUUUUGUUAUUUUUGGCAUUUAAAAGAGGACCGAAAAGGUACACAUUUACCUUUUCUAGACCUGAUUUAUUUUUUAAAGAACCUUCUUCAUCUGGUGGAGAGCCUCAAGUGAACAGUCACCAUGUGGGAGUUCCGGUCCAUGAAUUUUUGGCGGGCUGUCUUCGCAGAGUUCUUCGGGACCAUGUUCUUCGUAUUUUUCGGCAUGGGUGCUGCCCUGCGCUGGACCUCUGGGCCCCAUCAUGUCCUUCAUGUGGCCCUGUGCUUUGGGCUAGCAGCUGCCACCCUCAUCCAGUCCAUUGGCCACAUCAGUGGCGGCCACAUUAACCCUGCCGUCACCUUUGCUUACCUUGUUGGCUCACAGAUGUCUCUUUUCCGCGCCAUUUUCUACAUAGCCGCCCAGUGCCUGGGUGCUGUAGCUGGGGCUGCUGUGCUGUACGGGGUCACACCCGGCAACAUGAGAGGCAACAUGGCGAUGAACACGCUGCAGCCUGGCAUCAGCCUGGGAAUGGCCACCACUGUGGAGGUUUUCCUCACCAUGCAGCUCGUUGUGUGCAUUUUCGCCGUGACUGAUGAGAGGAGAAACGGACGCCUGGGAUCUGCUGCUCUAUCCAUCGGCUUCUCCGUCACCAUUGGACAUCUCAUGGGGAUGUACUACACCGGUGCUGGAAUGAACCCUGCUAGGUCCUUCGCCCCUGCUGUGCUGUUCAGGAACUUCAUCAACCACUGGGUGUACUGGGUCGGGCCUAUGAUAGGAGGUGCCAUGGGUGCCCUUCUGUACGAUUUCAUGCUGUUCCCACGCAUGAGAGGUCUGUCCGAGCGCCUGGCCACACUGAAGGGCAGCCGGCCCCCCGAGAGCGAGACCCAGCAGGACACCCGCGGGGAGCCCAUCGAGCUCAAGACGCAAGCCCUAUAAACCUGUUCCUGCCCCCUUCUCCGACUGGGGCCGAGGGAUGAGGGACAAGGCCCUGAGUUACGCCAACCCCAUCUCCACUGACCCCCCAUGCCUUAACACAACAUCGCACAACACUAACCCAAAUACUCACAUCUAGACUAACACAUGAUAAGAUUAUUCCAGCUGCCACUGUAAAAACCGACACACAAACAGGUUCACAACCUCCAACCUCAACACACAACAAGACUCCUCUACCCCCUGGUCCUCACUCUGUAUUCUGAACUGGACAUUGUGUUAUUGAUAAAUGGUGACCAGAGCCUGAACCCGGAAGCUGCCUCGUCUCCUCACGCCCGCCUGCUUCCUCCUCCCAGCCAGGCCUUCAUCUGCGACUCAGAGGAGCGUGGAAAAACCUGAAACUGAGAGGUUUGGGGAGGCGGGUGUUGGAGAAUGAAGGCAGGAUAAGGGUGAGGCGGGGAUGUGGGUAUGAUAUGAGUAGGGUAAUAGGGCAUGGGGAAGGUGAGGGUGGAGUAA
This is a messenger RNA of Dicentrarchus labrax (European seabass), 1762 nucleotides long. RefSeq names its product major intrinsic protein of lens fiber b (gene mipb). The record is from RefSeq and is a predicted model, not a curated record. Gene Ontology annotation, cellular component: plasma membrane. Gene Ontology annotation, biological process: transmembrane transport. Gene Ontology annotation, molecular function: water channel activity. Lineage: Eukaryota; Metazoa; Chordata; Actinopteri; Moronidae. The coding region runs from base 461 to 1252 and encodes 263 amino acids. The transcript has 4 exons.